Danaus chrysippus (African queen) is the source of this 948-nucleotide messenger RNA. Lineage: Eukaryota; Metazoa; Arthropoda; Insecta; Lepidoptera; Nymphalidae. The record is from the annotation of a GenBank genome assembly.
AUGUUAGGAUUUAUUUGUUUAGCUGUGAUAGGCGCGAUAACAGUGGCCGUGUUCUUGAUUGAUUCGUUGUGGAGCGUUUUGGAACUGAUAACGUCAUAUUUAACACCUUACUUCAUACCCACAGAAGUGUUACCCUUGUCGAAGAGGUUCGGACCUUGGGCUGCGGUGACCGGUUCCACUGAUGGCAUCGGUAAGGAGUAUGCUCUAGAGCUGGCUCGACUCGGGAUGAACGUGGUGCUCAUCAGUCGCAAUGAGGACAAGCUGAGAAACGUCUCCAGGGAGAUCGAGAAGCUGCACGGAGUGAAAACCAAAAUCAUCGUAGCAGAUUUCAGCAAAGGAACUGAGAUUUAUCAGAACAUUGAGAAUGGACUCAAAGACGUGCCGCUGGGUAUCUUGGUGAACAACGUGGGUGUUCAGUACGAGUAUCCGAUGCCGCUGGUAGAGCUGCCCGUCAGUAAAGCCUGGGAGAUGAUCAGUGUGAACGUGGUGGCUGUCACUACACUCACGCGCCUCGUGCUGCCCGGGAUGAUGUCUCGCGGGCGGGGGGCCGUCGUCAACGUGUCUUCGGGCUCCGAGCUACAGCCUUUACCGCUCAUGGCUGUGUACGCUGCCACUAAGUCAUACAUACGCAGCCUGACGCUGGCUCUCCGUGCGGAGGUGUCUCCAACAGUGACGGUGCAGCACGUGUCGCCUCUCUUCGUGUCCACUAAGAUGAACACCUUCUCUCCCACACUCCUCGCUGGCAACCUAUUAGUACCAGACGCGAAGACCUACGCCAGACACGCCGUCCGUACGCUUGGAAGGGUCAACACUACGUCUGGAUACUGGUUGCAUGGCGUUCAGAGUUUCUUCAUCAAGCUAGCCCCGGAAUGGCUCCGGAUAAAGGUCGGCGCUCAGAUGAACAGAGAGUUCAGAGAGGAACACAUGCGAGCGGUCAAGGGUCAAUGA